Messenger RNA from Ceraceosorus guamensis, 1135 nucleotides. RefSeq names its product ras-domain-containing protein. The transcript is spliced from 9 exons. Bases 272 to 940 code for a protein of 222 amino acids. Lineage: Eukaryota; Fungi; Basidiomycota; Exobasidiomycetes; Ceraceosorales; Ceraceosoraceae. The record is from RefSeq and is a predicted model, not a curated record. Gene Ontology annotation, biological process: small GTPase-mediated signal transduction. Gene Ontology annotation, molecular function: GTP binding; GTPase activity.
UCAUCGCAUUUCGCAUCGGCACUCGCAGUCGACGCGAAGCUCCUCGCACGCCCAACCAAGACACCUCUGCAGACGAGGUGUUUCCACUUCGCGAACUCGACUUUCUGGUGCAGCGCAGUCUCACGCAUACACGCAUCACCAGGGCCACGCAACGCGAGCAAGUCGACGCUUGUAUACGGAGAGGGCUCGACAAUCCGGGACACGUAUCGAAGAAGGAUCUGGCAAGAGAAGCGCGCUUGAGGCACAGGCAGUCUCAAUCGCGCCCAUCAGCAUGGCUCCGGAUCCUAUCAGAAGGAAGCUGGUCAUUGUUGGAGAUGGCGCUUGCGGCAAGACAAGCUUGCUUUGCGUCUUUGCCGUUGGAGACUUUCCACACGAAUAUGAACCUACAAUAUUUGAAAAUUACGUUGCUGAAAUAAGAUUGGAUGGUAAGCCAGUACAGCUGGCGUUGUGGGAUACUGCGGGUCAGGAAGAGUACGAGCGCCUGAGGCCGCUUUCGUACUCUCAAGCCCACGUCAUACUCAUAGCCUUUAGCAUCGACACACCCGACUCUCUUGAUAAUGUCACAGUCAAGUGGAUGGAAGAGGUACGGCAAAUUUGCGGCCCUCAGGUGCCCGUCUUACUCGUAGGCUGCAAGAGGGAUCUGCGAGAUGAGGCUGAAGGGCGAGUUGGUGCUGCGAGCAGAUUUGUGACCACAGCUCAAGGCAAGGCGAUUGCCCAGCAGAUUGGCGCGAGGUCCUAUCAUGAAUGCUCAGCGCUGAAGAAUGAUGGAGUGGACAACAUCUUUGAGGCUGCCACAAGAGCUAGCAUGCUCUUGCGUGGCCCUGGCGGCACUGGCAACGGCAGCGAGAGGCGACACUCCAGAUCAAAGUCCAAAUCAAAAGGGGGCAAGUACGGCGACAAGGAGAAGGAUGCUGGCGGUUGUCGAUGCGUGGUCCUCUGAGAACGCGCCCAAUCACUACUACGCCGCGGAGGACGGCGGACUUUUGAGCCUUUGCUCAGAAGCUCCGCACCUUGGUAUGCGCCUACUACUCGUCGCGAACGUCAAUCUGCACGACAGCUUCGGUCAUUCUCGCAAAGCUCCAAGGACUUAUCGAUUCGGCCCCUCUUAGACAUUUUGUCAGCCGCGGCCUCUUCA